Messenger RNA from Solenopsis invicta (red fire ant), 1443 nucleotides. RefSeq names its product protein-S-isoprenylcysteine O-methyltransferase (gene ste14). Gene Ontology annotation, cellular component: membrane; endoplasmic reticulum. Gene Ontology annotation, biological process: C-terminal protein methylation. The record is from RefSeq and is a predicted model, not a curated record. NCBI's taxonomy places the organism in Eukaryota, Metazoa, Arthropoda, Insecta, Hymenoptera, Formicidae. Gene Ontology annotation, molecular function: protein C-terminal S-isoprenylcysteine carboxyl O-methyltransferase activity. The transcript is spliced from 3 exons. Bases 332 to 1192 code for a protein of 286 amino acids.
UCUCAGGUUCCUCUCUGGUAUAAAUUGGUAUAAAUAUCUGUGGUGGCACCAUUUGCAGCACGUUUCUAACCUAAAAUUUCACAAGCGCUUUGGCUGUAAAGUGUUUGAACAUUUCGAUAAAUUUGAUUGAUUUGCAUCGUUUUCCUAAGAGGUUUAACUUUUAAUUCAACAGUGAGAGGCAGCAUAUCGUUGUCGAUAAAGCGCACAAAAGUCGACUUCUAUUAUAAAAAAACAAGAAAAUUACGAAUAAAUGAAUUGGUACAAUAUAAAUAAUAGUUAGGAAUUUUUGUUUAUUGCUUCGAAAGAGACGAGAAAAAAAUUUGCACGGAAGAUGCUGUGUCGCGAUGGAGCCCUGAGUCUGUGCUGCUUCAUCAUAGCAUGUUUAAUCUCGCUCUUCCCUGAACUGCAGUUCAGGUUAGAUUUUAAUAUUUAUGCCGCACAUUUCACAAAUGUCUGGCUUCUACACGCGGUACAGUACAUUAUCAUAAAUGUAUUCGCAUUCCUUGCGUUUCGCAAUUUUGCUUAUCAAGUGGCAAUCAGAGCAUUGUUUCUUGGAUAUGCAUUUGGAAUUGGUAUCCUAGUAUUAAUCAGUGCCCCACCAUCAUGGCAGGUGUUUGGCAUUUAUAUGACAGUAUUAGCGAGUUUCCAUUAUUCGGAAUUUUUAGCUAUAGCAUGGACGAAUCCAGCUACGCUGUCGAUCGACAGUUUCAUUCUCAAUCACAGUAUUGCAUAUGGGGUGGCAGCGAGUCUCAGUUGGAUAGAAUUCCUUAUAGAAAGGCAUUACUUUCAUGGAAUGAAAAUGCUCUCCUUUGUGUCUUAUUUUGGUCUUGUAUUAUGUAUUUCCGGCGAAAUUUUACGAAAAAUGGCGAUGUUGACUGCAAAACAUAAUUUUAACCAUGUUGUGCAAAGUGAGAAGAGCGACAAUCAUGAGCUUAUUACACAUGGUGUAUACAAUCUUUGCAGGCAUCCUAGUUACGUGGGAUGGUUUUACUGGUCUAUAGGAACACAGUUAAUACUUCAAAAUCCAUUAUGCCUCUUUGCAUACGCAUUAAUGUCAUGGAGCUUUUUCCAUGAUCGUGUUUUGAUUGAAGAAAUAACUUUGUUAAAUUUCUUUGGUGAAGACUACGUGGAAUAUCAAGAGAAAGUAGGUACUGGGCUUCCAUUUAUUUCUGGUUAUAAGAUUAAUUCAUAGCAUUCAACGAUGGUGUAGUCCUAUUUUCUAAAAAGUCUGUCUUGACAAAUAGAAAAAAAAACAAAUUUUGUAGAAAAUGAUUAACAAUGAUUAAUUAUAAAAUAUUGAAAUUUAGAAACAUUUUGUACAUGUAUAAUUUUAAAAAUAACGUAGUAUUAAUUCGUCAUUAACCUUUUUUGUCUUUGUUAUUUAAAUAAUUUUAACUAUUUGUGAUACAUAUGAUUAUACAUAAAUAUAUACAUAUAUAUAUA